AUGCCACAGCAGUGUUCAGAUGAGGUCGAGGCCAUCCCAGCGGAUGAAUGCGAUGAAGACCCUGGUUCCUGCGCUUUGAUUCUUCAGAUGCACCCCAGGUACUCCAGAAUCAUCCAGCUUCAUCAGCUUCAGAGUGCCUUGCAGCUGAAGACAGAAACGGAACCUACGCCCGGAAAGCCGGGAACCAUUUCGGUGGUCUUGGCCACAGAGGAUGCUCUGGGCCACACUAGCCAGGCGAGAAAACCCUCAGAUGAUGAGAGCCAAAGCGGCCAAAGCGUCACGCUGCUGGAAGGUGGCCAAGACAGCGAGACACUCAACAGGGUAGCUGCCUGCUGCCGUUGCGCUGCCGGUGACGUUGGCUUUUCAGCCACAGGUCAAUGUGAUUUCUGCGAAGGGCAGGUAGCAUCCAAAGUCGCAGCGCCAAGGGAAUGUCAAGAGCCUUCCCUUUUGCAGUCGGCUAGGACAGCAUGCGCGCAGAAGUGUGGCAAGCAGUUCAGGCCAAUUGAGCGGCAGGAGCAGAGGAAGCUGUUCGCGUCCCUCAAGAGUGGAGUUGUGGUGGUGUACGACACCUCCAUUUUGCCUAUGCAGAGAGUUGCCAGCAUACCGGACAGUGGGAUUACCAACCCAAAUCCUAUCACGGCCAUGGACUACGAUGCCAGCACGGGAACGCUCUUUACAGGGUCGAAAGACGGCAUCAUCCUGUGGACUGUCAAGAUGGGUGACAUGGGUGGCUGGGGCCGACGGGUGGCGCAGAUCGCAAGCAUGGAGGCGCCCACGUCAUUGGCCUGGGCACAGUCUUCCCGUGAGAUCAUUGCGGGCUUCGAGAAUGGUGCAGUCGUUGUGUUUGACAUGGACCGCAACCAAGGGGAGCCCAGUUAUGCAAUCCAGGCACAUGCCGAUGGUGUCACAGCCGUGAAAUGGCUUGAUGCUCCACGGCGGUUGUUCACAGCAUCAAAGGAUAAGACUCUGAAAAUCUGGGACUUUCCGUCAAUGCAAAGAUGCAUCCAGUGGCCGUUCUUGCUCGUCCGAGCGACGAGGCACUCUGCUGGACGGCGCCGCAUGCUGAUAGUGAGGACAAAUUUUGGUGAUGGUAAGCGUGUCGAUGACUUCGCUGGCUGCAAGGGUAAGGAAUGUAGUCUGGACAAGCAGUUCAAACUCGAGCUCUGCCAACAGCUUUCUGCGUGGCUGGGCUGGGCUGCUUGCGCCUUUGCAUCAUGGGAGGUGAUUUGUCGAAGCAUUGCUUCCAAGCAGGAAGACCUAGUACGCCACUUGAAUGAGACGAUGUUUGACUUUGCAGAUUGUCAGGUAGCGAGGCUACAGCCCAUCUGCAUCAAUGGAUGCCUUGGACAGCUGCCAGAGGAUGCUGGAGAUAUCCUUUCGGUGGGUUACCUGCAGAACGGAAAGAAACAAGGUGGCGCAAAGGCUGUGGCAAAGGCUCUCGACCCUAGGCGUCAACGUCUUGCCGAGUUUAAGCUUCAGGGAAGGACAGUGAAGGAGCAGCUUGACAAGUUUGUGGCAGACGCUCAUAAGCGCGGGGAUGUCUACAUCAUUGUGCUCGAUCAGCGCUUCUUUUGCCAGCAAGAUGACUCACAGACUGGGCCCCUUCAAUGGAGGAGUAAAACCAUCUUGCUACGCCUAGAGAUGCAGAUGCAAACGCGGAUGGCAGUGCAAUUGGACUGGACCGCGCCCAGCACGGAAGACUUGGACCUCUGCGUUCGAGGCAUUAAUCUUGCAGGAGAGGAGGUGGCACAGAUGCGCUUGUCCAAGGAGGACGCCUUUGGUCUACUUCGUGCCACUUGCCUCAAGAUCCUGCCGCAGUGGGUGCGAUAUGGUCUGUGA
This is a messenger RNA of Cladocopium goreaui, 1839 nucleotides long. The record is from the annotation of a GenBank genome assembly. Lineage: Eukaryota; Dinophyceae; Suessiales; Symbiodiniaceae.